Messenger RNA from Hydractinia symbiolongicarpus, 1160 nucleotides. Its product is annotated as metaxin-2 homolog. Gene Ontology annotation, biological process: mitochondrion organization. NCBI's taxonomy places the organism in Eukaryota, Metazoa, Cnidaria, Hydrozoa, Anthoathecata, Hydractiniidae. The coding region runs from base 96 to 893 and encodes 265 amino acids. The record is from RefSeq and is a predicted model, not a curated record. Gene Ontology annotation, cellular component: SAM complex. The transcript has 10 exons.
CGCGCAUCAUUUAAAAUUUGGAAAGUGAAACCGGCUGCUGGGUAGCCAAUCUCUCGUGAAGUGUAGCUAGUGUGUUUCACAACAGUCAGUGUAUUAUGCCUUCAAAACUGGUCCAAGACGUGCUUUCAUCUCUCACUGCUGAUAAAGAUUGGCCAGAAAAUGUAGUUUUGUACAAGUCGUUAGAAGAACAAGAAUUGUUGCCAGAUGUUGCCAGAUGCUAUGCCAUUGAGGCAUUGUUAGCAAUACAUGGUUUACAAGAUGGAUUCUCUACUUGUAGAAGACAAAAUGCAGAGUCUAUGUCACCAAAGAAUGGUAAGUUACCAUUUUUGAGGAUUCGAAACAAAGUUGUUGCAGAAGAUGACGUUAUAGAGUAUCUGCAACAAAAGGAAUUUGUACUUCAUGGUGACCGCAGUGUUGAGGAAAAUCUCAGUAUAAAAGGUGUCAUGUCGCUACUUGAAACCAAACUUGUUCCAAUUGAGUUAUAUUCUAUCUGGGAAGAUGCGAAAAACGUACCAGAAACUUUAAAACGAUAUGGAUACAAUCAGCCCAAACCAUUGCAUCAAAUUUUGUGCUAUCGUAAGCGACAAGAAGUUCGAGAAUUUCUUCGAGUUGCUGGAUAUUUAACAAAGUCGGAAGACCAGCUAAGCAAAGAACUCGAGCAGAUUUUCACCCUACUUGCACGUAAAUUGGAGAAAAGCAAAUAUAUUAGUGGCGAACAAGUAAGCGAGGCUGACGUGUACGUGUUCGGUCAUCUACAAGCGAUUAUGGAAUCAAAGCUACCCAAUAAUAUAUUACUUAAUACUUUACAACAUUUUCCGAAACUUACCAACUUUUGUUUAAAUUUUAAUCAAGUUCAUUUGGGACAUCAAGCAAUGUUAUGGGAGUUUGUAUGAUCGAGAGAAAUCAUCAGCGACAAAAAAUUUGCGAUGACGUGCUAGCAUUUUUCUCUGUAUAGUAUCUAUAAAAUCUUCAUAAUGAAAAGGUCAUGAUGUUUGGUUUUCAGUGCUUGUCAACUUUUAUCAAAAAUGUGAUGCUGAUUACACACUUUGUUGUAUGUUUGUGAUGAUUGUAUUUUUAGUGUUAUACCUUAAAUAUCCUUUAUCCCAUAUUUCCGUUAUUAUUAUUUUUUUGAAGGAAGAUCCACAGAUUUUUUACUCAGA